This is a messenger RNA of Daphnia magna, 1697 nucleotides long. RefSeq names its product keratin, type II cytoskeletal 1. The transcript has 8 exons. NCBI's taxonomy places the organism in Eukaryota, Metazoa, Arthropoda, Branchiopoda, Diplostraca, Daphniidae. The record is from RefSeq and is a predicted model, not a curated record. Bases 151 to 1533 code for a protein of 460 amino acids.
GAAUAUUGCUUGGGUGUUCUCCCACGUUGGCAGACCUUGAGGGUAGGCAGAACAGUGUACGUUUAGACAGACGAGCGCGUUUCCCACACGUGGUCUUGGUACGAGCUAUAUCUAAUUCCUUAAAGAACAGCAGCCAUAGUUCAACAUAAAAUGAGUCAAGACAUGUUUGGUUCACGUGGAAGAGGCCGAGGUGGGGGUGGCCGAGGUGGUGGUGACCGUGGUGGUGGUGGCCGUGGUGGCCGUGGUUUUGGUGGCCGAGGUGGCGGUGGCCGAGGUGGUGGUGGCCGAGGUGGUGGAGAUCGUGGAGGAUCUCGAGGAUUUCGAGGCGGAGGCAGAGGUUUCCGAGGUGGUUCAAGAGGAAACUUCAGUGGUGGUGACCGUGGCAGUGAGAGCUGGGGUGGCUCAGGCAAUUCUUCCCGUGGAGGACCAUUCAGAGGUGGCCGUGGAAGUGGUGGAGAUCGAGGCAGAGGAGCUUUUGCCAAUCGUGCCAGAGGAGCACCUUCUGGUGGUGCUCGUGGAAGAGGUGGUGGAGCUCUUCCUGGUCGUGGAGAGUAUCUUCGUUUUGAAAUUAAAGCUGGCUUGCAACUGUAUGUCACUUUCAAUGACACACCAGUGGUUGAGGAACUUGAAAAACUGCCUGGAUUUCACUCAUUGAGCACACCUUACAAUGAAAAGGAAAUCAUAAGAAUAAUCUUGUUUAGAGAUUUAGAAUCAUUAGAAGCUGCUAGAAAAAUCCUUGAUGCCAAAGAAAAUGUUAAAGCCACAGACCAUAUGGGGAUGAAAUCAGCAAAAAAACAGAGCGACUCCCUGGAAAGUCGUCAAGUGUACCUAAGGUUCGCCAAGCCUUACGUGGAAGAUGAUGUGAAAAAGCUUGACACAAAAAUUGAUGAAAUUCUGCCUCUGAAGGAAAAUAGCUGUAAAGUACAAUUUGCAUCUGCUGAAGAAGCAGAAUUGGCGGUUGAAAGAUUAAAGGGCAAGAUUGGCCAGAAUCUCUUGAAACAAGUGGAUGUUCCAUAUGUUGUACAGAGUGCAAAGUUAGCAGUUGCCAGCAUCCAACAAGACCAGGUUGUUUUCAGAGAUGUUCCAAAAGAUGUAACCAUCAAAGAUAUUGCAGAACAAUUCCCCGAUGCAGUCUCUUUUAUGCUGUACGACAAGACCUUCCCAGCUUCCAAAUACUGCCAUGCUGCGCUCCGCUUCAAGAAUGCUGAACGAGUUGCCGAAAUCUUGAAGUCAAAAAAUCUGAAAAUUGCUGGAAAGAAAGUCUACGUCUUCCCCGCAUGCUUAGAAUUCUUGCACGAAUAUCCGAAGUUGGGUGAACCCGAGCCAGUCGUUGAACAGUCAGGAAAUGGCACUGAAGUCAAAGAUGAUCCCCCAAGCAAAAAAAGGAAAGUAGAAGAAGAAGAAGAGGACGAUACCAAUGGACAAGACGAAGAGGAAAGUGACGAAGAGGAUGAUGAGGAAGACGAGGAAGAGGAAGAUGAAGACGAAAAUGACGAAGCCGCCGAUGAAGAUGAUUCUGACGAAAGCGACUAGACUUGGAAAAUCGGACAUAAUGCAGGAGUUUUUAAAUCUUUAGUAACAAAGCGUUUGACCGUCUUUUUUUUCAAUUGACAAUGUUCUUUGUUGUCUACGUUUUGCUUGAUUUGGAGAUAUACCGCAUCCAUACAUCGGAAAAAGUGAUGUAUGCGAUGAUCGAA